Symbiodinium pilosum is the source of this 600-nucleotide messenger RNA. The record is from the annotation of a GenBank genome assembly. Lineage: Eukaryota; Dinophyceae; Suessiales; Symbiodiniaceae.
AUGGCUGAGCCCGAGGAGGGCGACGAGGAGGUCGCAAAGGCGGUGGAGCAAACCCCGGAGGAGCUUCCCAGGGUUCCAUGCCACCUUUUCUUGCCCGUGGUGCCGGCGGCCCGAGUCAUCGGCAAGCGGGGAGCCAACAUCAAAGAAAUCCGCGACAAGAGCGGAGCUGUUGUGAAGAUCCUGCAAAAGGAACUUCCGCAGGAAAUGCAGCGCCGCGAGGAUCGGGUGGCUGCCAUCUCCGGGGAACCCGCGGCCGUGCGCGAGGCCAUCAGCGGAGUGCUUGAGCGCGUGUUUGAUCGCUCUGGGCUACCUGAUACGGCUGAUGCGUCGGCUCGAGAUCGGGGCUACAUUGUAGAGGUCUUGGUGCCAGAAAAGUGUGGCUCACACCUCAUCGGUCAGAAAGGCGAGCGCGUCAAAACGCUGUGCCAGGCGCCACAUUCUUUAAGAGGGCUAAGCUGGGGUGGGGGCAGGGAUGAGGUCUAUUUUUUUCAGAUUUGGGGGCUCUGCAAGGCAUGGAGAGUAGGGCCAAGCAGGACGUGUUCUGUGAAGGUGUUGUGGCGGCCUGGGUUUCGGCACCUCGCAAGUGUUGUGACAGCAUAG